AUGGUCGGGAAAAGCCGUGUCUCGGACCGCACGAAGGUUGAGUGUGCAGUAGUGAACGCUUAUGCAGAGAAGCCAUGGAAGGCGAGCAGGAAGAUGCUGCGAGGAGGGCAGACAUGUACUUGGAAGAUGAGCCGGAGUUCAGUGCCGCUGCAGGAUGGGCAGCAUGAUGGGGAGCCUGCGAUCAGAAGAGUGAAGAACACGGUUACGUACGUGUCUGAAAGAGCCGAGCCACAGAGACGGGUGCAGCCUGGGAGCCUGCGGAACGGCAGCGGCACAUGUAGUAGUAGGAGCAGCAGGAGCAGCAGCAGGGACAGACAGCAGCAGGAGCGGCAGCAGGAACAGGCAGCAGCAGGAGCGGCAGCAGGAACAGCAGCGGCGGGAUCAGGCAUCAGUAGGAACGGCAGCGGGGACCGGCAGCAGCGGCGGUCAGAGAACCAACCCACGGUUGUUUAA
Knipowitschia caucasica is the source of this 453-nucleotide messenger RNA. The record is from the annotation of a GenBank genome assembly. NCBI's taxonomy places the organism in Eukaryota, Metazoa, Chordata, Actinopteri, Gobiiformes, Gobiidae.